AUGAUUCGCGAGUGUUGGCAGUUCAAUUACCUCUUCGACGUGGAUUUCUUGAUGAGUCAAUUUGACGAGGAUGUGAGAGCACUAGUGCAAGUGAAGGUCGUUCAUGGGUCGUGGAAGAGAGAGGCACCAAAUCGGGUGCGAAUUGAUGAAGCUUGCGCACGAUAUCCGAAUGCGGAAGCUAUCGUGGCCUACAUGCCUGAGCCUUUCGGGACGCAUCAUUCCAAGAUGAUGAUCUUGUUGAGACAUGAUGAUCUAGCUCAGGUUAUCAUCCACACUGCCAACAUGAUCCCGGGAGACUGGGCGAACAUGUCUCAAGGCGUUUGGCGCUCGCCUCUCCUCCCUCUACGCAAGCCAUCUACCCAAAACAGCCCAGAGUCCGAGGAUUCAGCUGCUUUUGGCAGCGGAGCUCGGUUCAAAAGAGACCUUCUUGCUUAUCUUCAAGAGUAUGGGCAGAAGAAAACAGGCCCGCUGGUUAAUCAGCUAGCACAAUAUGAUUUCAGCGAAGUUCGUGCGGCAUUAGUGGCGAGCGUGCCGUCGAAACAGAAGCUCGAUGAGACAUCAGAUUCCAAGACACCGCUUUGGGGAUGGCCGGCUUUGAGAAAUGCGGUGCGCAAUAUACCAAUAGCACAGGAUAAACCAAGAACGACUCCGCAUAUUGUUACUCAGAUUUCAUCAGUCGCAACCCUCGGCCAACAAGACAAAUGGCUCAAAGAAGUCUUCUUCGAAUCUCUAUCGGCAAAGACCUCACCAGCAGCCCAAAACCCAAAGUACUCCAUCAUCUUCCCAACAGCCGACGAAAUCCGCCGUUCCCUGAACGGCUACGGCUCGGGAGGGUCAAUCCACAUGAAAUUGCAAAGCGCAGCGCAGCAGAAACAGCUCGAAUACAUGCGGCCCUACCUCUGCCACUGGGCAGGAGACCAGGCCAACGCGGAAGACAACCACCGUCUUCAAGACGCAGGCCGUCGUCGUGCCGCGCCCCACAUCAAAACCUACAUCAGGUUCUCCAACACGGAGACCAUGGACUCCAUCGACUGGGCGAUGCUCACGUCUGCGAACCUCUCCACGCAAGCUUGGGGCGCCGCGGUGAACCGCAACGGCGAGGUCCGGAUCUGCAGUUGGGAGAUUGGGGUUUUGGUGUGGCCAGAGCUGCUGGCUGGGCCGGAGCCAGGCUCUCACCCCACGCUCGUUCCCUGCUUCAAACGCGACGUGCCAGAUGAUUUAACGGGUAGUGGUGAGGAUCCGCACGAACAAUCAACCGUGAUCGGACUCCGCAUGCCCUACGACCUGCCUCUGUCCCCGUACGCACCAGACGCUGUGCCCUGGUGCGCAACCGCCGACCACACCGAGCCCGACUGGCUGGGACAGACAUGGCUGGUGGAGGAGCCUUGA
This is a messenger RNA of Aspergillus candidus, 1389 nucleotides long. Its product is annotated as tyrosyl-DNA phosphodiesterase 1. The transcript is spliced from 4 exons. The record is from RefSeq and is a predicted model, not a curated record. Gene Ontology annotation, cellular component: nucleus. The coding region runs from base 1 to 1389 and encodes 462 amino acids. NCBI's taxonomy places the organism in Eukaryota, Fungi, Ascomycota, Eurotiomycetes, Eurotiales, Aspergillaceae. Gene Ontology annotation, molecular function: double-stranded DNA binding; 3'-tyrosyl-DNA phosphodiesterase activity; single-stranded DNA binding. Gene Ontology annotation, biological process: single strand break repair; double-strand break repair.